Molecule: messenger RNA, 2043 nt
Organism: Colossoma macropomum (tambaqui)
Lineage: Eukaryota; Metazoa; Chordata; Actinopteri; Characiformes; Serrasalmidae
Gene: rhbdd3
Product: rhomboid domain containing 3
Exons: 5
Coding region: 433-1536 (367 amino acids)
Cellular component (GO): membrane
Molecular function (GO): protein binding; serine-type endopeptidase activity
Source: RefSeq, a predicted model, not a curated record
AGUACAUUACAUCCUUAUGUGUUUGUUGUACAUUACUCAUAUAUGAUUAAUUUUGUUUAAUAUAAGCAUAUGAUUGCUUAUGUGCGAUGCAUGUACUCAUUUUUCCCAAUUAGAGAGCGUUCACAAAAUGGUACUUCCCAACAGGAGACUUUCGUGAGGUCAAAACGCUGUUUACGUUUCCGGUCUUCGGAUAAUUUUGGAUUAUUUUAAAAAAUAAAUGACAAAAUAAUGUGUUUUAUAAUGUUUGCACUUGCUUUCAUUGACUCAGUGUGCUUAUAUGCGUUGUAGGUUUUGAAGUAGAUGCGCUCUGUCAAGGCUGGGCUGCAGAAAGAGUGUUUAAUCAGACCUCUGACUCGAGUUUGUGUGAAUAAACAGACUUUGUGCUGAUCGCAGUGAGUCAGAUGGACGUGUGAUCGCAGCAGAUGGUCUGAGAUGUUGGAGCAUCCUUUCUCGGCAUGGUUCUGGUUUGGAUCCACUCGUCCCGGUUUCUGUAGUGGCACCGCCCUCACGCUGCUGCUCAUUCUGCUGGUUUGGCUAUGUGGGAUUCACACAAGCCUGAGUUUGGGACCAGGAGGGGAAUUCCCUGGAUUCUAUGAUUUUAUCUUCUACGCUUUAAGUCACGAGGAGUUACUGUCUCUCUUCUACAACGUCACCCUCUUGCUGUGUCUUGGACCAUCUCAGGAGAGACGAUGGGGCACCUUGGCCUUCGUUAUCCUCUCCCUGCUCUCAACAGCACUGCUGCCUCCUAUUUACGCCCUCUUCCUCUUCGUGACUGGGGACGAAGCCAGUCGUGUUUGCGGCUUUUCGGCCACGCAGCUCGCUCUGUUCACUGCCCAGUGUCGUCAGGCCAGGCAGAGACGAGUCCUCCGCUGUUUGCCCCCGUGGUCACUGCCUUGGCUCUUCUUACUGCUAGAUUUGUUCCUGCUCCCCAGCGCUCCGGGGCUGCUGCACUUCUAUGCCAUUUGCCUGGGCCUUAACUACAGCUCUGAGUUCAUAGGAAUACUGCAGCGGAUAGAAGGUCUUGGUGUGUGUGCCUGUCUGCCAGCCUGGGCCUACGUUUCUGUCGCCCCCCACAUGUCAACCAACUAUCAGCUGCCCACCUACAUCAGCCCCACACACAGAGCUGAACCGCGCCUCGAGCCCUCUCAUUUGGGACUUGUAGCAUCUACAAGCAGGUCUCAGCUGGAGGAUCACUCUCUCCUGCAGCCAUGGAGACAUCCUGCUCCAGAGUGGCACCGCGAGCCCGUCAUGGCAACAGAUGCGCAGCUGCUGGAGGAGCAGUUGCUAAGGGCGGGGAUACUGGCGUCGCUGCAGGAUGCACCCGAGGGCACAGCAGACAAAGUGGAGGUGCCCAAGUCUUCGGUUUCCUCGCUGAGGCUGCAGCAGCUGGAGAAGAUGGGCUUCCCGACGGAGAAAGCGGUGGUGGCGCUGGCCGCCACAGGACAGCUGGACGGGGCCAUCUCCCUGCUGAUCGAGGACCAGGUUGGGGAGGAGGCUGUGGUGGUCUCAAAAGGGAAAAAGUCGCCCACCACAUAACUCAGGAAUGCUCAGAGCUUAAUCUGAUGGGCUGCUGUUCCUUCUGGCUCAUAUCUGAAGAAUAUCACAUUCAUCCCAGAUUAGAAAUAUUAUACAAAUGGCAAACGGGGGGCUAACUGGUCAUUUUAACUUAAACUGAUAAUCUGACCACAAGUUAAAAGGGGAAUUCUGCCAUAUUUUAAAGAAUUCUGCAUAAUUCAGUGGUUGACAUGUAAACAAAAUCAUUUAGAGCGCUUUGUGAGCUCCAGAAUUGGUGAAGAAAUCAAAAUUUCUUUACAGUGGUGGUGAUGGGAACCAGGGGUCACCAUGACUGCAACACAAAUACAGACAUUUUAUUUGCUAUCCAGAACCACCAGUGAACCAACACGAGUCUUCUGAGUUUAAUAUGGAAUGUUGAUGAUGGUAAAAUGGUGAUAAAUCUGGAAUAAGUUGUUGUCUUUGGGGACUAUUUUGCCUCACAACACCCUGCAUGUGUCUCUUCACUAUGCACAGAUUAAAAAAUACAUU